UUUUUGUGAUGAUAGAGGAGUAUAAUAAGACGAUGCCCGCGCCGUGGGUAUUGAGAGAGAAUGGUUGAUUGUAUGAAGAGAAUCUGCAGCUGAUUUUUCAAGUUGGUGACGAAACUUGAGUAGCAGACCUUCCAGAUUCCACAAGGCCCUCACCGUACACCAGACUCAUUCACUUCGCGCGUAAAGACUCUGCGAAUAACAUAAUCAUAGCCAUGACGGGCAACAAAGUCGGCCGCGGCUUCGCAAAGGCCGUUGGUAUCGACGUCGACCAACGGUACAAGGCUGAGCCGUCUGCCCUUCUCGACUCUGCGACGGCCAGCCUCCAGUCCCGAUCAAUCGAUCCUUAUUACGAGACAGAGCCCACAGUAAAGGAGUAUCUCCUUGAACACAGACCAACCCUGUCUGGCUUUAUCCGAUACGUUCGAAGCUUGUUCCCGUUUCUUGACUGGAUCUUCCAUUAUAACACGACAUGGCUAUUUGGUGACCUCAUUGCCGGUAUCACAGUAGGAUUUGUCGUUGUUCCGCAAGGAAUGGCCUAUGCCCUGCUAGCCGGAUUAAAGCCUGAAUAUGGUCUUUAUACUUCCUUCGUUGGUUUCAUAUUGUACUUCUUGUUCGCUACGUCGAAGGAUAUCACAAUCGGAACGGUAGCUGUCAUGUCGACGCUUGUUGGGCGAAUUGUCGCUCGUGUCACGGAGGCGCACCCCGAAUUUGCGCCAGAAGAGAUUGCACGAGCCCUCAGCGUCAUCGCCGGCUCAGUUUUGCUCUUCAUUGGUCUCGUCCGCCUUGGCUGGCUUGUCGAAUUCAUCCCUCUUAUCGGUAUCUGUUCUUUUAUGACUGGUGCUGCUAUUAGCAUUGCUGCCGGUCAGGUUCCCAAGUUACUCGGCGUCAGCGGUGUAAACACUCGUGACUCGACUUAUCUGGUCAUUAUCAACACACUGCGCGCGCUGCCAACAGCUAAGAUUGACGCUGCCCUGGGUUUAACGACCCUGUUUAUGCUCUAUUUCCUCAAGUGGUUUACCAACUACAUGGCGCAGCGACAACCCAACCGCAAGAAGAUGUGGUUCUUCAUCGGAACUCUUCGACUGGCUUUCGUCAUCCUGCUUUACAUUCUCAUCAGCUGGCUCUCGAACCGCAGUGUAACUGACUCGAAGAAGGCAAGAUUCGCUAUCCUUGGAACUGUUCCGAGUGGUUUUCGAGUCCAUGGUGCACCGAAGAUCAGCAAGGAGUUGAUCUCUGCAUUUGCUCCAGAUAUCCCGGCAACCAUCUUCGUGCUCAUCAUUGAGCACAUUGCCAUUUCAAAAUCAUUUGGCAGACUGAACAACUACGUUAUCAACCCGUCCCAGGAACUCGUCGCUGUCGGUUUUACCAACGUGCUUGGGCCUUUCCUUGGUGCAUACCCUGCCACAGGCUCCUUUUCGCGCACGGCGAUUAAGUCCAAAGCCGGCGUCAGGACGCCUCUUGCUGGUCUGUGGACUGCUCUCCUAGUCGUCUUGGCCCUGUACGCACUUACCAAAGUCUUCUUUUACAUCCCCAUGGCUUCUCUCUCGGGCCUCAUCAUCCACGCAGUCGGCGACCUCGUUACACCACCAUCAACCGUGUACCAGUUCUGGCAGGUCUCGCCCAUUGAAGUAGUGAUCUUCUUUGCCUGUGUCCUCAUCAUGGUGUUCACAGACAUUGAAACCGGGAUCUACUUUGUGGUCGCCGCGUCAGCCGCGCUGCUGUUGCUUCGCCUCGCCAAGGCGCACGGAAGUUUCCUCGGCAAGGUCGAUGUGUACCGUGUAUCAAGCAAUACAAAUGAGGGAGGCGAGGCGGCGGCUGUAACGACCAAACGAGAGACGUUCCUCCCGCUCGAACGCAGAGAUGGCUCGAACACGAGCAUCGCUGUCCGCAACCCCUAUCCUGGCAUCUUUGUCUACCGCUUUAGCGAAGGCUUCAACUACACGAACACGUCACAUUACAUGGAUGAGCUAGUCGCGUACAUUCAAAAACAUACACGCCCUACCACGGUCGAUCGCUUUGAAAAACUAGGUGAUCGUCCCUGGAACAACCCCGGCCCCCGUCGCGGGAAAGUAAUCGACACUGCAGACGAUCUCCCCACCCUCCGCGCCCUCAUCCUAGACUUCUCCUCCGUGAAUAACAUCGACGUGACAUCAAUUCAAGGCCUGAUCGACACGAGAACGCAGCUCGACUACCACACGUACCCAGACCGUGCAGAGUGGCACGUCGCCAACGUGAGCAACCGCUGGACGCGUCGCGCUUUGGCCGCCUCGGGCUUUGGCUUCCCGCGCGUUUCAGCCGACGCCCCUGCAGAAAGUACCAUCUGGCGCCCGAUCUUCAGUGUGGCUUGCUCUGAGGGUUUACAUAAUUCCGAGAAGGAGAGGGCGGUGGUGUCGCACAAAGACGUCGAGACGGGCUCUGCGGAUGGGAUAUCCUCGUGCAGUCGGGAUGGCACUAUCAGGGUGCCGGAGAAUCUGGCUUCCUUGCAAAGCGUUAAUCGCCCAUACUUCCAUCUAGAUGUUGCGUCUGCCGUAGAGACGGCGACCGGGAAUAUAGAGGGACGUCUCGUCCAGGAGAAAUUGGCGUAGGUGCGUCAUGAUUUGUAUUUCGGUUGGAUGUUCAUAGCGUUCGUUGAAAGUAUAGUAUACCAUGCCCUGAGAGAUUUCUUCUGAUUAUUCGAUUCGAAAUAUACAUAAUACGUUCAUUUAUGAAAGUGUUAUUAGUCUCAGUGUUUCGUAAAGCAUUCGCAUGAUGUUGGAAUAGUGUCUAUAACAGUAGCAGUCGCCAUUUCGGAGGAUCGCUAGCCACUAGUUGAUGGAAAUGAUGCAAGUUCACAGGAAAAACUGGUGAUAACGAGGAAACUGCCUUUAUGGCCUAUUUUUGGCCUUUUGAUGCAUGUGCAGAUUUAAGA
Molecule: messenger RNA, 2908 nt
Organism: Xylaria bambusicola
Lineage: Eukaryota; Fungi; Ascomycota; Sordariomycetes; Xylariales; Xylariaceae
Product: sulfate permease
Exons: 4
Coding region: 213-2585 (790 amino acids)
Biological process (GO): transmembrane transport
Cellular component (GO): membrane
Molecular function (GO): secondary active sulfate transmembrane transporter activity
Source: RefSeq, a predicted model, not a curated record